This is a messenger RNA of Funneliformis mosseae, 141 nucleotides long. The record is from the annotation of a GenBank genome assembly. NCBI's taxonomy places the organism in Eukaryota, Fungi, Glomeromycota, Glomeromycetes, Glomerales, Glomeraceae.
AAAUAUGGUGAAAUGGGGGUAAAUAAAAUUCGGUUUACUGAAGAGGGGUAUCCACUAUUUCCAAAUCUCUCUUCUCAACAAUUACACGAAAUUUUUGUAAAAAAUUCAACUAACACCAGACAGUGCCCAUGUCUAGAAUAG